UUUUUGCAGUGAAUGUUUUGGUCGCGAGUUCAGUUCGCGGCACGAAGGAGAGAAGACAGUCGACCGCUUUACCGAAGAAUCUUCACAAAUCGUCGACUUGACAUCGCUCAUAAGGUAAUUGUCCGAUCCAUCCUUGGUUUCCUCGUUUUCAGUACUUCAUAUUGUAUCAUCAACGCAGGAAUCUACUACAAGUUUGUGCGACCAAUCCGUCAAGAAGAGCGAGAACUUCUGGAGAGAGAACUAAUCGAGGCAGAUAAGGCCGGAUUUGCGUUCAAAAAAUGAUUCGUCCGUUUUCACGUGCUCUCACUUCACUUUCUUCCAAAUGGGAAGGAUUGUUCUUUGUUGGCUUUACUGCUGGAGCUGGUUUUGAACUUUUCAAGAUUUAUUUCUCUUUUAAUGGUAAGAUUUUUUAAGUUGCUGAUUAACAAUUACAGUGUGUAUGUAUUUUCAGGUGUAAAUUACUACAGCGUUCUCAAAAAACGGCAAUUACAAAAAGAGCUUGACGCAUUCGAACGGCAACUCAAAGAUCUGGAUACAAUCAUUGCCACCGGACAACCUCAAACAUUUUGAAUGCUGUUUUAGAAUAGUUAAUUGUUAGGUUAUUAAGUAGGUCUCCCCACGUCUCCUGAUCCUGUUAAAACGGCUUUUUCUGUUGUCUCUCAUUUUCUUCAUUCUUAUUUGUUAAU
Molecule: messenger RNA, 686 nt
Organism: Caenorhabditis elegans
Lineage: Eukaryota; Metazoa; Nematoda; Chromadorea; Rhabditida; Rhabditidae
Gene: cox-14
Product: Cytochrome c oxidase assembly factor 3
Exons: 4
Coding region: 13-282 (89 amino acids)
Cellular component (GO): membrane
Source: RefSeq, marked reviewed